AUGCAUGCUCGGUGUAUCGUCCGACCGAUUCUUGGGAUACUUAGUCACACAACGAGGUAUCGAGGCACACCUGCGCUAAAUCAAAGCCAUUCUCGAGAUGAAGUCGCCUUCCACAGUGAAAGAAAUACAAAGCCUGACGGACCAUUCUUCAAAGCUUUGAAGAAGGGACAAAAAGACAAGUGGGACGAGGAGUACGAAGCAGCUUUCCAGAAUCUAAAGACUUACCUCACCUCACCUCCCCUGCUCUCAAAGCCAGUUCCUGGUGAAGACUUGUUCGUGUACCUGGAAGUGUCCAUCUCGGCCGUCAGCUCAUCUCUCAUCGAAGAAGAACUUGGGGCCCAACAUCCGAUAUUCUACACGUCAAAAGCUCUCCUCGAUGCAGAGACUCGCUACCCAAAAUUGGAGAACCUCAUUUUGGCCCUUGUAGUUUCCGCGAGAAAGCUGCAACCCUAUUACCAAGCUCACCGAGUCAUCGUCAUGAUCGACUUUCCUUUGAGAUCAAUCCGCCACAUCCUUGAUGCUUCUCAGCGACUCAUGAAGUGGGCUAUAGAGCUAAGCCAAUACGACCUCAUCUACCGGCUGAAGACUGCAAUAAAAGCCCAAGCCUUGUAA
Molecule: messenger RNA, 612 nt
Organism: Prunus armeniaca (apricot)
Lineage: Eukaryota; Viridiplantae; Streptophyta; Magnoliopsida; Rosales; Rosaceae
Source: the annotation of a GenBank genome assembly